GAUCGCACGUUCAGAUGACCAAGCUUCAUUGAUCCUAACUUAUCCAUAAUCUAUUCUAGCUUUAAGACUGAGAACAUGGUUCUCAAAAAGCAUACAUGUUUUAUCCGAUGCAGCAUGCUCAACAUUUAUUUUUGUACGAUAUUUACGGUUAUACUGUACACAGUUUGCACAUUUCACAGAAUCACUGUCACAAUUUUUAUAAGAAUGGCCACUAGAACACUUAAGACACGUAGAUACAUUAGAUGCACAGUUCUUCUCAAGGUGACCAAAUGAACAGCAUUUUCGGCACUGCAUAAUAUUGAGGUGAUCAACUACGCUGCACCUCUUCCAUCCUACGUAGACGAAACCUUUUGCUAGUAGAAGUUUUCUAAUAGCUGGAGACACUUCUAGAACUAGGUGCAUAUUUUUUGAAUCCCUCAGCUUUAACUUUGUGACUACUUUCAUCGAGGUUGAAGAAUCUUCAUCGUUCAAGUUGUUUAAAGACAAUAUGUUUUGAACAAUGCUAUCAUUAUCGCCCAAAUCAUCAUAUGAUGCAUGGUUACGGAUAAAGAAUAAAUUAAGCACACCUUGUUCUAUAUUCGACUUAAAAAGAAAAAGGAGUCACUAAUGUCAUCAUUUCGAACAUGCUUGAAUAAAGUAAAAGAAAGUAGUAAAAGUAGAGCAGGUGCCAGUGAUAUUUAUAGACCCACUUGGUUUGCCUUUGAAAUAAUGUCACGUUUUUUGAGGAAUAAGGACGAACCAAAGAAAACAAUAAAUUCAGAGGAUAUUCUGUCACAGCUAGACGAGGAAUCCAGCGAAGGUGACAAACCGGAACAAAUACAGGAUGAUGUAACUGAUGCAACAAAUGGAAGUGAAAAUGUUGGAACAAUAUUAUCUAAAUCCUCCCCACAAAGCGUUUUCAAGGUUCCUAGCAAGAAGAAAAUGAGAGGUUCGUUAGCAGCAGAUGAAGCCCUGCAUACACAAAUGCAAGAAGCAUACUCUAUACUUAAGAAAAAAAAUAACAAAGAUGACUGCGAUCUAUAUUGCGAAUUUCUUGCUGUUAAACUGCGCAAAAUGGAUGAGCGAAAGCACGACAUCGUAAUGAAUCAAAUAGAUAAUAUCGUUUUUCGCACAAAAAUGGGUUAUUCUCAGUAUCAGUAUACCUGUUGCUCAGGUAAUGAACACCCGCCUGCUCCUCAAACACACGUCGUUCCACAACCGACAGAUGUCAGAUGUUCACAACCCUACUCUCUAUCCCAUUCACAGAUUUCAUCUUCACCAGUCUCAGAUGUUUCCCAUUCCUAUCACUCGGAACCAGAGUUACGUUCUAUCAACACUGUAACUGACGAUGUUAAUUCAUUACAGUCCAACGAAGAUAUAACAAUCGCAACUUUUUUAACAACUUUUCAGUGAAAUAUUUUAGUUUUAAGAUUGCUAUUAUUUCUAUUAUAUGC
Messenger RNA from Acanthoscelides obtectus, 1433 nucleotides. The record is from the annotation of a GenBank genome assembly. NCBI's taxonomy places the organism in Eukaryota, Metazoa, Arthropoda, Insecta, Coleoptera, Chrysomelidae.